GCCAUUCCCAGUAUCAUUCCUCUCAAUGGGAAAUGUCGUGAUAAAUGUGGCAGUGUCCCCAUAAAGUUUCCCUUUGGUUCGGAUUCUGGUUGUGGGCAUCCUGAUUUUGCUAGGUACAUAAAAUGCAGUUUUGGAACGCUCCAGUUCUCAACUGGUACUGGUAUUUACGCAGUAUCUUCAAUAGAUUACUCAAGUAACACCAUUGUCAUUACAGACCCCCUCAUGUCGACCUGUUCGUCAAUGCAGAACUCCGGAAGCUUUACCUUGGAACGUAAAAGCCCAUUUACCCUAUUGCCAGAUAAUAUAUUUGUUUUGCUCGGAUGUUCUACAACAUCACCCGUGUUUGAUCGAAAUACGGACUUUUGUGAUACGGGUUCGGGUUUAAAUGUUUGUAGAGGUUUGUAUUCUUGUAGAUCAGUUGAAGGAAUUGGACUAGAACCAAAUGGGGCAAUAUCCACUUGUUGUGUUUAUGAUCCACCAAGUGCACUUGGUCCGGGUUACGGUUUGGAUCUUCCUAAGCUCCAGUGUUCAUCAUAUUCAGCAGUUAAUGGAUUUGGAGGGGAUGAAGGGGAUCCUAUGAAAUGGCAGUAUGGGAUUUCUUUGCAGUACAACAACUCUUAUUACAGUAAUGCAUGCAAGAAUUGUGAGGACAGUGGAGGCUUUUGUGGGUUUUCUGGUUUAGAUGAAUCCUUUGCUUGUAUUUGUCAGAAUGGGAUGAACACCACCAUCAAUUGCUAUGGAAGAGGAUAUGCUUGGAGUGGGACAUGGAGGCACAAAAUUCAAACCAAAGUGUGGAUGGGAGGAUUUUUGCUUCUGUGGACGAUGUUAUUCCUCUAAAGCAGCAGAUAUCUUUUUCGGUUCAUGGCUUCUAAAUCGACGACUGGACGUGGAAUACUUCCACAUUCUCCAUGGUUUGUUUCUCUUCCUCUUCAAAAUUGAAGCUACAAUUAAGAGGAAAUUAUGUAUUAAUUGUAGUUGACAUGGUUCACUGUUAGUUACUUUGAGGAGUUUAUAUUCUGUCUUGACAUUCAUUAAUCUUUGAGACUCUGUGAAACUACAUUUGUGUUACCUUAGAGUUCGGAAAUUACUACGAGACGUGCACCUUGCUUGCU
Olea europaea var. sylvestris is the source of this 1112-nucleotide messenger RNA. RefSeq lists its product as uncharacterized. Gene Ontology annotation, molecular function: polysaccharide binding. The transcript is spliced from 3 exons. The record is from RefSeq and is a predicted model, not a curated record. The annotation marks the transcript as partial. NCBI's taxonomy places the organism in Eukaryota, Viridiplantae, Streptophyta, Magnoliopsida, Lamiales, Oleaceae.